Messenger RNA from Acanthoscelides obtectus, 261 nucleotides. The record is from the annotation of a GenBank genome assembly. Lineage: Eukaryota; Metazoa; Arthropoda; Insecta; Coleoptera; Chrysomelidae.
AUGUGCACCAAUUCCAAAGACGUAAAGAAGUUGUCAGAAUACACAGCCGAGCAGAUAGGGGCUUUCAUAGAUUUGCAUAGACUAAGAAUAACUUUCGCUCCUAAUCCUAAAGUAUUCUCUUCGCUGGUUUGCCCGCGCAUAGUAGAGGAAAUCUCAUUGGCAGACGCCAAGUUGCUGGGCCAUCAUUUGUCGAUUGUCGAUUCCCUCUCCAUUCCCAUUUGUGAGUUGUGCCUGGAGGGGAAUCAUCAGUUCUGUAGCUGA